Molecule: messenger RNA, 2048 nt
Organism: Aspergillus ibericus CBS 121593
Lineage: Eukaryota; Fungi; Ascomycota; Eurotiomycetes; Eurotiales; Aspergillaceae
Product: Leucine Rich Repeat domain protein
Exons: 6
Coding region: 50-1729 (559 amino acids)
Molecular function (GO): Hsp90 protein binding
Source: RefSeq, a predicted model, not a curated record
CUUUGCCUCUGCCCGGCUUCAUUCUCGUAAUUGACACCAUUUGCCCAUCAUGUCGCGGGUGAUCCGUGGCGAAGGUGACUCCUUGCAGCAGCGGGGCCAGCUGCUCUUCAGACAGGGCAACUUUCAAGACGCUCUCUCCGCAUUUACUGAAGCACUCCAUUGUAAAGGCGCUGAUGUGAUGAGCAUCUUGGACAACCGAGUCGCAACGUACAUCAAACUCAAGCAGUAUGACCGUGCUCUCCAGGAUUCUCGUCAAAUGAUCAAGAGGGACGAAAAAGAUUUAGAUGGACGGGGCGUUCUGCGAUACGGACAGACAUUGCUACUGACUGGAGAUUUCAAAAGGGCUCAGAAGGCUUAUGGGUGGGGUUUGAAGAAAUUGCCCAUGGAGAAUCCCCGUCGUAAGACUGUUCUUCAAAUGUUCUGCAAAGUGAGAGACAAAGCAUCAGUGAAGCGACUCGAUCCCUUUGCCGUAUUGCCUCUAGAAUUGGCCAUGAUGGUGUUGCGGCACUUCAAUUUCCGACAGCUUGCGAUCCUUCUACGAGUCUCCAAAGGAUGGCAGCGAAUGCUCUCACAACCAGAUCUCUGGAUGCAGCUUGAUUUCACCGAAGCCCGACGCAAGGUCCAAUGGCGCUCAUUCCGGGCCUUUGUCCAACGAUCGCGUGCCAUGCUCACCCAUGCCGUCAUGACCAAUAUCUCAAACCCUUUCCAAGACAAGAUUCUCGAAGCUUUGGGAAGAUGCCCGAAAUUGGAACACCUUGAGAUACGAGAUCCUGUCAAUCAACCUGCCGGGCUUUACGACCUGUUCAGGGCCUCGACACAGCUGAAGUCUCUGGUUAUUGGGAAACAGACACCCGUGGCUCAGGAACACAUUGCAAAGUUUCUGACAGGUCUACCUCAGCUUGAACGAAUCGAGAUAUACAAUGCGCAGCCGUCACCUGAGUCCAGAGUGAAUUGGCCUUCUCAUCUUCCGAAUUUGCGCAGUAUUGUCCUCUUCACUGAGGCGUCUAUUCCGCCGCCGGGUCGCGUAGCGGCGCUAUAUAUUCCUCCAGCUACGGAAGGAAUGCCCUGUUCGAUGCCCAGCCUUGAGGAGAUACGGCUGGACUCGUAUCCCAGAGUCUGGGCACCGUACUACCUCUCAUUCGACCCUGUUCAAUUCCCCCGACUACGAAGACUCGAUCUGAAGGGGGUAUACAUUGGCCUGUUUAGCUUACCUUCCAGCCUCGAACACCUCAGUAUCCACGCAGGCGCCGCUCCAACUGGGAAUGAAUUUCCCUUUCCUGAAGAUCAACCCCUCCACCUCCCCAAUCUCCAUACACUCAUGUUUCGUGAUCUACUUUGGGUUUCAUAUCAUACCCUUCAUACUAUCCUGGUCGACGCUAAAGCCCCCUUGCGCACUCUCAUGCUCGACCGUUGCCCAGCGCUCACACCCGAUAAACUGAAGCUUGUCUUGAAUGAGAAUUCAGUCAACCUGACUGAACUCGGCGUCCCUCAGCUUCCAAGCCUCAACGAUAUGACCGUGCAACCCUUGGUGGAGGGCAUGUCAACCCUAACCGCCUUGGACGUCUCUGGCACUGAUGUCACAGGACGUCUACUCAAAAUGCUUGCAGAUGCACGUUCAUCUGACAGCGACCUCCCCCGAAUCGAGCACCUUUACGUCCGAAAUUGCGAGAACGUCCCCCUCGAGGCGAUUACCUACGCUCGAUCCCACGGGCUCAAGGUCUUCCGAUGAUUUUAUUCUCUUUUUAAACACCGCCCAAAGCGUGCUGGCAUGCGUGGCGGGUCUAGUACUUUUACCUUUUGUGUCCCAGAGAAUGACAAUUCACUGGACCUCUUUUUUAUCAAUAUAUUCUUCCUAUGACAACAUAUUCGGGUCUGGAUGGCAGUCGUCAUGCAUGCAUCCAUUGCAUAAUUAUUAUACCCUCAAAUUGGCCAUGAUGUCUAGACUCCAUGUCACCCUUCACACACCGUGACGGAAGCAAAGGCAGAGAUUUUCUCGUCAUGACCAUGGCUCAUUUGAUAACUUUUACGCAAAAUGCAUUAUCCCGAUU